This is a messenger RNA of Acanthoscelides obtectus, 309 nucleotides long. The record is from the annotation of a GenBank genome assembly. Lineage: Eukaryota; Metazoa; Arthropoda; Insecta; Coleoptera; Chrysomelidae.
AUGGAAGGGCUUGUACGCCAAAGGGGUAGUAUCAAAGCCAGCUUGACAAAUUUUGCUAAAUAUGUUUCUAAUUUGCUAAGAAGUGAUGAACUUCUCCCAGAGAACGUUUUUGAUUUGCAAGAAAGAUUAAAUAGUUUAGAAUGUAGCAUGCUGCAAAGAUUUGCUGAUAUACAGGAUAAAAUAGAUAGAGAUUGUGAUGAAACUGAAUUGGAAGAUGAACAUGAUGAGAGGUGUGAAUUUGAGAAUAAAUACUAUAAAGUUUUAGCUACAGCAAAAAACAUUUUAGCCAAUAACAAAAAGUUAUUAUAA